This is a messenger RNA of Cariama cristata (Red-legged seriema), 2099 nucleotides long. Its product is annotated as tuberin-like. The record is from RefSeq and is a predicted model, not a curated record. Gene Ontology annotation, cellular component: nucleus; TSC1-TSC2 complex; cytoplasm. The transcript has 13 exons. Gene Ontology annotation, biological process: positive regulation of GTPase activity; regulation of small GTPase mediated signal transduction; negative regulation of Wnt signaling pathway. NCBI's taxonomy places the organism in Eukaryota, Metazoa, Chordata, Aves, Cariamiformes, Cariamidae. Gene Ontology annotation, molecular function: GTPase activator activity. The annotation marks the transcript as partial.
GUGGUCAUGCCUUACGUGUUGGUGCCUUAGACAGCUCAGUGUCCCAUUUUCCCAGUGGCUCGGCUUCCCAAGGGACACAGGGUUCUCCUGCUCCUGCGUCGCGAUCAGAGAAGACUAAUCCUGCUCCACAGACACCUCUGCAGAAAGAAAAAGCAAACUUAGCUGCGUAUGUCCCACUGCUGACACAGGGAUGGGCAGAAAUCCUAGUGCGCAGACCCACAGGUAACACAAGCUGGCUAAUGAGUCUGGAGAACCCGCUCAGUCCAUUUUCGUCAGAUAUUAACAAUAUGCCCCUGCAAGAGCUCUCUAAUGCACUCAUGGCUGCAGAGCGUUUUAAAGAACACCGAGAAACAGCUCUAUAUAAAUCCCUCUCUGUCCCCUCCUCCAGCUUGGCCACCGGGACAACCAAACCAUCACUUCUCCAGCGUUCCAACACAGUGGCCUCUUUCUCUUCCAUGUACCAGUCCAGUUGUCAAGGGAAGUUGCACAGGAGCAUAUCCUGGGCAGAAUCAGCGGUGGUGCUGGAGGAAGGGAGCCCGUCGGAAAUGGAGCUAAAGGAAACCGAGUCCCCAGCUGAGUCUCCAGAGAGUGAGGACAUUGAGACUUCGUGUUCUGAACAAGUCCUGAGCGAGGAAAGGUUUGGUAAACCCCAGGAGUCUUACAGCAGGUCCUCUUCAACCUCCAGCCAAGAAGAAAAAUCUCUGAAGUCGGAAGACUUGGUGGAGGGUGGAAUUCCCAUCGGGAGAGUCCUACCGUCAGAGGACGGCCGAACACUGGAGGAGCUUUCCUUCCAGCCAUCCCAGCCGCUCAGCAAGUCGAGUUCUUCCCCCGAGCUACAGACACUGCAGGAGGUCCUCAAAGAUGCAAAUGGCAGAGAAGUAACAAGGAGGCUGAGCACAGAAGUGAAAUCAAAAUCCCAGUCUGGGAACCUGGAAGGGGAGGGCCUGGGCAGUUGGCUGGGCAAGGGGGAGGACGCCAGAGUGACUGGGUCAGGCGGGUUGGAUGGCACCGGUCCCGUCACCUCACCUCGCUCCCCCUCUGGGCACCGGCCACGAGGAUACACCAUCUCUGACUCAGCCCCAUCAAGGAGGGGAAAAAGGAUCGAGAGAGAUGCCUUCAAGAGCAGAACAGCAGCCUCCAAUGCUGAGAAAGUACCCGGAAUAAACCCAAGCUUUGUGUUUUUGCAGUUGUACCACUCCCCAUUCUUUGGCGAUGAAAACAACAAGCCCCUCUUGUUGCCAAAUGAGACGUUUGAAAGAUCGGUGCAGCUCCUGGAUCAAAUUCCUUCUUACGACACACACAAGAUUGCAGUGCUCUACGUUGGAGAAGGCCAGAGCAACAAUGAAAUCGCAAUUCUGUCAAAUGAACACGGAUCCUAUCGCUAUACAGAGUUCCUGACUGGGUUAGGGAAGCUCAUUGAGCUCAAAGACUGUCAGCCAGAUAAGAUCUACCUUGGUGGCCUGGACGUGUGUGGGGAGGAUGGACAGUUUACCUACUGUUGGCACGAUGACAUUAUGCAAGCCAUUUUCCACAUUGCUACUUUGAUGCCCACAAAGGAUUUGGAUAAAUAUCGCUGUGACAAGAAAAGGCACCUUGGGAAUGAUUUUGUUUCUAUUGUUUACAAUGAUUCUGGAGAAGACUUUAAACUGGGAACAAUAAAGGGUCAGUUCAAUUUUGUGCACGUUAUCAUCACGCCACUUGACUAUGACUGUAACCUGGUGACGCUGCAGUGUCGGAAAGACAUGGAGGGUCUCGUAGACACGAGUGUCGCCAAGAUCAUCUCUGAUAAGAACCUGCCAUUUGUAGCCCGUCAGAUGGCCUUGCACGCUAACAUGGCUUCCCAGGUUCAUCACAGUCGAUCAAACCCUACUGACACCUAUCCAUCCAAAUGGAUUGCAAGGCUACGUCAUAUCAAGAGGCUAAGGCACCGGCUGCGUGAAGAAACCCAGUACCAGACUCCUGGCCUUCCCCUGCAGAUGCAUCCAUCGGCUCCGACAAAGCCCCCUCCCCAGAUCCCUCAGGACCCUCCACCCACCUACGAGACUGGACAGAGGAAGCGGCUGAUCUCUUCGGUGGACGACUUCACCGAGUUUGUGUAG